AUGGCAAACGCAAUUGAACUUCUACCUGCAAACCUUCAGAACACUCUAAACCAGAUAGUGGAUCGGGUGAAUAAAGCAAAUGGCGGCAUCAAUGUUAUCCUACUGAGUACAGCAGAAGGCGUUCCACUAGGCCGUGUGUAUGCCGAUCGCAGUGCCCAGCUCAACGAAGAGGUCCUAGCUUCGAUUGAAAGCACCUGGGCUCCUGCAUCCAAACAAUUCUCUCUACUAGAUUUGGGAAAAGAAGCGAAGGUAGUCACAGCAAUAUACGAUCAUGGCACGAUACUUCAUGUUUAUGAGGCACCGGUGGUUGUAACGAUUUUGGUAGCUCAAAACGCAAACCUUGGAGCCGUUCGAUCGACUGCCAUCCCUCUGCUCAAAGAAGCUCUGCUACCCCUUUGCACAACUCUAUUGAACAGCUUGGCUCCACAAGAGGCGGAUCCGUCUUAUCCUGCUCAAGCCUAUUAUCAAUAA
Molecule: messenger RNA, 471 nt
Organism: Cylindrotheca closterium
Lineage: Eukaryota; Bacillariophyta; Bacillariophyceae; Bacillariales; Bacillariaceae
Source: the annotation of a GenBank genome assembly